CAGAAUUCCGAGUACGGAGUCGAAAGAGUUGGCGACGGCGACGUGUUUAUGGAAAGUGUUUUCGUCUGCAAUGAAGAUACGAUGUGGGCUCGGAUGCUGUCUGGCGGCCGCGGGUUCGGAUUCGGUUUCCGAGACCCGAGGGAGUGUCUACAGAGCGCUGGACUCGGAUUAGCCGCGAGGCAGGAGAGGCAUGCUUCAAAUUCAGAGAGCAAAGUCCAUGGGGGAGAGACCGAGGGAAAUUCAUGGAGUCUAUGAUUGUUGGAGACGUAGCAGAGCUGACGGACAACCAGGUGAGAAAAAUGUCUGAAAGCCAAGGCACACACGUGCGUGCAUGCCCACACACAGACACAAGCACACAUAACACACACACACACACACUCCUCCCACUUUUUUUAAAUCUCAAGGGCACGCUCCCCUUCACCAAUGACAAGGGAGGAAUGAAUGAUGAUCUCAUCGUCACCAAGACAGACCAAGGCUACCUCUACGUGGUGUCCAACGCUGGCUGUGCAGACAAGGACUCCGCCAACAUGAAGGUCCCUCCAUGACCCAGGUGCUCCAGUCGGGUCUGACAGAUGACCUCAGCAAGCUGACCUUCAUGACCAGCACCUUGGCCACAGUGUUUGGGAUCCAGGGCUGCAGGCUGACCUGCUGUAGUUCCCCCGGAGAGGAUGGAGUGGAGGUGUCUCUUUCACUCGUUUCUGGUACUUCAGUAGAGAUCUCAGUGCCUAAGUCUGGCGUGGUGGCCGUGACUGAGCACCUGUUGGCCAACAGUGAGGUCAAGCUGGCCGGACUGGGGGCGCGAGACAGUCUGCGGCUGGAAGCAGGCCUCUGUCUCUAUGGCAACGACAUUGAUGAGUCUACUACCCCUGUGGAGGCAACCCUGUUGUGGACUAUAGGCUACCCUGCCGCCUGGUUGCUUGAUGGACUUGCAGGAAAGCGACGGCGUCAGGCGAAGGAUUUCCCCAGUGCGGAGAUCAUUCUCCCCCAGAUAAAGGCGAAGACAGCGAGGAAGCGUGUGGGUCUGGUGUCCUCGGGACCCCCUGUCAGACAGCACACCCCCAUCCUCAGGGUGAGGUCACCAGUGGUUGCCCCUCCCCCUGCCUGAAGCAGAACAUUGCCAUGGGUUACGUGGAUGCACCAUACGCCAAGAAUGGAACUCCCAUUCAGGUGGAGGUGAGGAAGAAGCCGGUGGUCACCAAGAAGCCCUUUAUGCCUACGAACUACUACUCUGGCCAGUAGAUCUGUCUCUCAAUGGACACCCAGUUUAUGCGAUCAGCCUGCAUGCCAGUGGACAGUGACCUGACCAGACAUACCUUCUCCCACCAGAGAUCAGUUUAUCAGAGCAAUUCUGCCCCCUUGUGUUUACCUCGAGCAUUGACACUCAAAGCUGAAGGACGGCGAGGCUUCUUUAGCAACAGAAAACGGGUUAUGUGUGUGUGUGUGUGUGUGUGUGGCCUCGCCUGCAGCCACAGCUCAACACAACUAUAAACACAGCUGAACCCUUGAUGAUGAGGCUUUUCACUCCUGUUAUCUGAAGCGUGUUAAUGGUCCUCAGACCACAGUGAGUUGUAUGAAUGAGCCAUACGGUUGGGAGGACAGGACAGGGAAAUCGCUGACUGGUCCUCAAAAGCAGUGUAACGUGCUACGUAAACCAAGAGACAAAGCAGGAUGUCGCUUGAACAGGAUUAGUGUGCAAAACUUAUUUUCUCCUUUCUAAUACCAAUUAGACGUUGAAUUUUUAAAAAACGUGCAUUUUGCAGGCUUCGUGACCCAAUGACGUGUGUGUUACAUAAAUGUUCACUAAUUACUAACCUAAUACUAUAUAUCAACAGGACCAAACUCUCCAUAUGAUUCCAAAUUGUGAUAUUAUAUGUCAUUAGGCUUGUACAAUGAUCUUAGUUCCCAACAACAUUCCCAACAAAGUGAAACUUAACAAUACAAAACACGGUGUGUAGUGGAGGCUAAGUGCAGCUCAUCCCCUUUUUUUUUUAAUUCAACAAAUGACCCACCUUUUACGGAGAAAUUUGUCGAAAGUAUAGAGACCUUUACUUUUUUCACAGGGGACCUGGCGAUCAGUUUUAUACAACUAUAUAUUUUUCUCCCACCACUACAUCACUGAUGAUAUGCGUUAACAUGGACUAUUGUAAAGUAACUUAGAGGUGUUCGGCGUCUCGCAUCUCCCCUGUACGACUGAAAUAUUGUCUCACUGUUUUGGGAUUGACGUGUGAAUGCCUUCAUUUUGUAUAGCUAGGUAAUUAUGUCGUUUUUGUAUCUAGCACCCUUUUAUUUUCCUUGUCAUAUAGGGUGUAAUUCACAAUAUAAUACACAUUUCCCUUCGUUGUGGAAUGCCUCAAUGGAGAUUGAUUAAUGCACUGUGUUUUUGUCCAUUUAACUGAGAUUGUGUUGUUUAUAAAUUAUUCUAUAAAUAAUUAAACACGAUAAAAGGCACAAAAUAAACCAAUGAAUUAGUUUCAAA
Messenger RNA from Oncorhynchus nerka (sockeye salmon), 2476 nucleotides. Its product is annotated as aminomethyltransferase, mitochondrial-like. Lineage: Eukaryota; Metazoa; Chordata; Actinopteri; Salmoniformes; Salmonidae. Bases 542 to 1105 code for a protein of 187 amino acids. The transcript is spliced from 6 exons. Gene Ontology annotation, molecular function: protein binding. Gene Ontology annotation, cellular component: mitochondrion. The record is from RefSeq and is a predicted model, not a curated record.